AUGCUCGGAAUCGACUACCCAGAUAGUGACGAGGAGGACGUCGUGCCCGCGACUCAGCCAGAGUUGACCAACAUUUCUGCAGCAGUUGCGCCGGCUCCAGAACCUCUUUCCGCUCCCGCGCCUCUCGAACAACCGCCUACCUCCUCAGGUCCAGUGAAUGGUCCUGCUCAAGGUCCCGCCCAAGGCCCGACCGUUUCGCCACCUCCAGAGGAAGAUGUCCCCUCGAACGACGCCGCGCCAGGCUCAACGUACGCCAACACACGCGCUCUGAUUCAGAACCUUACUUUACCCACCGUACCCAAUUUCGACAUACCACCUUCUCCGCCCGGAUCACCACCUCAGAGAGCGACGAAGAAGUUUGCGCAGUUCCUCGAACUUAAAAAGAAGGGACAACACUUCAACCAGCGCCUAGAAACCUCGUCAGUGCUACGCGAUCCGGGGCAUAUGCAGAAGUUGAUGGACUUUGCGGGGAUUAGCGAACAAGACUCAUAUACAUCCACACUACCAGAAGAUGUCGCCAUACCGGCAGUCUUUCCAGAGUGGGCCUACGUCGAGGAACUGAAAGCCUCACAGAAGCGGAUUUCGAAGACCAGAGAGCAGGAAAGAUCCAAGGCACCAAGAGAAGCUCUCGAGUUCGUCUCCGCGUCUAAGAACGCGUCGAGCUCUACCACGGGAAAACGCAAGGAGUUGGAACACAGAGGAAAGGAUGAUCAGAGUUCAAGGAGCAAGUUGGAGAGCGGCUCCCAUAUCACGUUUGAGGUCUAG
Alternaria postmessia is the source of this 765-nucleotide messenger RNA. RefSeq lists its product as uncharacterized. Gene Ontology annotation, cellular component: nucleus. Gene Ontology annotation, biological process: regulation of DNA-templated transcription. The transcript is spliced from 3 exons. The record is from RefSeq and is a predicted model, not a curated record. Bases 1 to 765 code for a protein of 254 amino acids. NCBI's taxonomy places the organism in Eukaryota, Fungi, Ascomycota, Dothideomycetes, Pleosporales, Pleosporaceae.